UCCUCCAACAAAAUACGCCCAAGAAAGCGAAACAGACUAUGCUUUAAAAGCAGAACACAGCAAACAGAGAGGCCCUGCUGGCCCGGCCCACGGCGCUCCCGUACCCGCUGAGCGGCCCCGGCCCCCCCGCGCCGCGCCCGGCCCGGCCUCGCCCCGCGGCAGCUCCGCUCCCGCUCGGCUGCUUCGGCCUCGCCAUGUCCGCUUCCAGCUCCUCUGCGGCCGCGCUGCGCCCGGCCACUCACCUCAUCUUUGACAUGGACGGGCUGCUGCUGGAUACUGAGCGUCUCUAUUCAGUAGUGUUCGAAGAGAUCUGUGGGCGUUUUGGAAAAUCCUAUACCUGGGAUGUGAAAUCCUUGGUUAUGGGUAAAAAAGCCCUAGAAGCGGCAGAAAUUAUUCGGGAUGUUCUAGAUCUUCCAAUAACCAAAGAAGAGCUACUAAAUGAAAGUAAAAUCAAGCAGGAGAAGCUAUUCCAUAAUACUGCAUUGAUGCCAGGGGUUGAUAAGCUGAUCCGUCAUUUACACAAACACAACAUACCCAUGGCUGUUGCCACUAGCUCGGGUGAAGCCUCAUUUCAGCGGAAAACAACCAGACACAAAGACUUUUUUGGUCUUUUUCAUCAUAUUGUGUUGGGAGAUGAUCCUGAGGUGAAGUGUGGCAAGCCACACCCUGAUCUGUUUCUGGUUUGUGCAAAGAGAUUUCACCCUUCUGCACCUCCAGAGAAGUGUCUUGUGUUUGAAGAUGCACCACUUGGAGUCAAAGGAGCCCUGGCAGCAGGAAUGCAAGUGGUUAUGAUUCCAGAUGAAAAUUUAGCACCAGAUCUUAAAAAGGAAGCAACACUGCUGCUGAAGUCCAUGGAAGAUUUCAAACCAGAACUGUUCGGUUUACCAGCAUAUGAUUAAUGCCUAUGAACAUGCACUUGACUGGAGAUUGAUUAUAAGUGAAAUGAAAUUUUACUUUUGUUUUGUGAUUGUUUUCCAUCUUUUACUCUCUUCGUCAAAAUUAGAACACAAAAAUCCCAUUAACAUCAAGUAUUCUGCACCGUACCUUUGGAAAAUUGUCUGGACUGUUUAUGAUUUGUCCUCUUGAUAAAUGCUAAAUUAAAGCAGCAUCUCCCUG
Molecule: messenger RNA, 1116 nt
Organism: Empidonax traillii (willow flycatcher)
Lineage: Eukaryota; Metazoa; Chordata; Aves; Passeriformes; Tyrannidae
Gene: PUDP
Product: pseudouridine 5'-phosphatase
Exons: 4
Coding region: 195-899 (234 amino acids)
Molecular function (GO): phosphatase activity
Source: RefSeq, a predicted model, not a curated record